AUGAGACCCUCGUACACCUCAAGCAGCAGCGCUACUCCUAUUUGGCUUGAUUGUGAUCCUGGCCAUGAUGAUGUCGUGGCAAUUCUGCUUUCAGCCUUCCACCCUGCGCUGAAGCUACUCGGCCUAAGCACUGUUCACGGGAAUGCUUCGCUGAAGAAUACCACGCACAACGCUUCAAGAGUGUUGACCGCUCUAGGCCUGACGGAUAUUCCAAUUUAUCCAGGUGCCCGCAAGCCUUUCUGCCGCCGAGCUGCUUAUGCACCAAGCAUUCAUGGAGCAACGGGCCUGGAUGGCACCACUCUUCUUCCCAAGCCAGGCGUUACGCCUCGGGAGAAUGAGAAUUAUAUAGUAGCCAUGCGCGAUGCACUUCUCGCGCAACCGCGCAAUUCAGCCUGGGUCGUAACGACAGGCACAUUGACAAACGUUGCCAUUUUAUUCGCCGCGUUUCCUGAAGUGGUAGACCACAUCAAGGGACUGAGCAUCAUGGGCGGGGCCAUUGGAGACGGGUUCAGCGAUGCGCCUCUGGGCGUUGUCAAAGGCGAAGGACCCAGAGUGGGCAAUUGGACAAGGUGGGCUGAGUUCAACAUAUACUGUGACCCAGAAGCCGCACAAUCCAUCUUCACAAAUCCGGUCUUGGCAGCCAAAACGACACUCAUCCCACUCGACUUGACACACCAAGUCCUAGCGACCCCAGAGGUGCUCCAGCUUCUUCUACAUGGCCCUUCUUCUUCUUCUUCGUCAACAGGGAGUGCAGCAGCAGCAGGAGAAUCGGCCAUCAAACCUAAACCUUCAGGUCUCCGCCAGCUGCUCUAUGACUUACUCACCUAUUUCGCCCACACGUACGCAGAAGUCUUUGGGCUGACGGCUGGCCCGCCGUUGCACGAUCCGUUAGCAGUGGCCGCUACAUUGCCGGCUGCCGUGCUGUUGGAGGAUGCAGCUCCAGCAUUUGAUGACCGCGGUGGCGAGAGGUGGUUCAUUGAUGUCGUGACGGACGGAUUGCACAGCAACUCUGACCAAGAACGGGGUCAGGUAGGCCGCACAAUUGCGCGAAAGCUGCCGCCUGGGGAGCCUGGAGUAACUGUUCCACGCACGCUGGACGUGCCUAAAUUUUGGGAGGUCCUGGAGCACUGCAUCCAUAGAGCCGAAAGCUCGGCGAUACCUGAACUACGAGGUUGA
Messenger RNA from Xylona heveae TC161, 1176 nucleotides. RefSeq names its product Inosine/uridine-preferring nucleoside hydrolase. The coding region runs from base 1 to 1176 and encodes 391 amino acids. Gene Ontology annotation, molecular function: purine nucleosidase activity. The record is from RefSeq and is a predicted model, not a curated record. The transcript has 5 exons. Gene Ontology annotation, cellular component: cytosol. Gene Ontology annotation, biological process: purine nucleoside catabolic process. NCBI's taxonomy places the organism in Eukaryota, Fungi, Ascomycota, Xylonomycetes, Xylonales, Xylonaceae.